GUUCUCGCGAUAGUUCCAAACACAUGGCUGCUGACUGGUGUGUUUACAACUUCUCCAGGAGCUACAAUGAAAAGCACAGAACUUCCCUGUAAAGAAGACACCCGCUGAUUUUUUGGGGUUAUUUUCUUCGUGCUUGGGUAAACAUUUGAAGCCGCAGAGAGGGAAAAAAGACACGAAGCUCAGCGUAAACAGGCAGCAGAGCUACAGCAGGUGGGUGAUGUCCUCAAACCCCGAGAGACUCAGCCGUCCACACAGGAGGAAGCACUAUCCCAGUAGCACUUACCUCACUCACGUCUGACAGCCACCUGCUGGACUCUGGGCCAUAAAACACUGGGAGAAGGACUGAUAAAGCCAUGUCUGAUUCAGCUGGAGGUGGAGAGAGUGAAGGUGUGACAGCUGAAGCAGAUGGGGAGCCUCCUCAACAGGCCCUUCCUCCUCUUUGUCAAUCUGAGCAGCAAGAACAGAAGACCUCAGAGGACGGGCUUCCACCGUCGGCUAAACGAUCCAGAAUCAGUGAGGAGGAGGAAGAACUUCAUGAAGUCCAUGAUGGCACAACAGAGUCUACCUGCGUACAAAUGAGCUCCACCCCAUCUGCACAAAGACCUAAUGAGCAACAACAGCCUGAGAGCGGAGAUCAGACAGAGGAAGAGUUAACGGUCAGUGAAGAUGUAGCACAAUGUCAUCAGAAUGGAGGUGGAGGACCUGAUCCUGCUGAGGGAGAAGAGACGAAGCAAGAGGUGGAUCAGGAUGAUGAUGGAGCUGCAGAGAGCCCCGCAGCAGGACAACACCUCGACUUGGAUUUCACCCAGAAUCCAUCAAUGCUGACUGGUUCCUGGACCGAGUACUCCAGCUUUCCUGAGAAUUACCUCAAAGGUUGCAAAUGGGCUCCUGAUGGUUCCUGCAUCCUGACCAACAGUGCUGACAACAUCCUCCGUGUGUACAACCUCCCUCCAGAGAUUUACAGCUACAGCUGGGACUCUAUCCCUGAGAUGCAGAAACACACCAAAGGAUUCCAGGAAAGCCAAACCUUGAGGAUUGAAAUUGGAGACCAUGUUGGCCUUCUUCCUGUCUGCUUUGAGGCCAACAACGUGAUUCAGUGCGACUCGGCUCAUGAAAAGCACUCCACAGCCCGCAGAACAGCGUAUGGCGAGAUGAGGAUCCUGCUUUCAUCUUCCUCUUCUGAUAACGUCUGUAUCGCUGCGUGUAGGUGCAGGAAUCAGCGACACCCUGCCUUCCUCUUCACAAACAGUGGUGAGACCUUUGGGGGCCCAGCUAACAAGCUGGGGUCGAGCUGGCAGGUCUCCCUCCUCUCUGUCCCUCGGCUCACGCCGUCUCUCGAAAGGCUGUUUUUAUUACUUCUAAAACUGUCUUUCUUCCCUAGCCUGGCCAGCAGCAGCCGUGACAACCCCGUCCAUGUGUGGGAUGCGUUUUGUGGCAAAGUGCGGGCCAGCUUUCGGCCCUACAACCACCUGGACGAGCUGACGGCGGCCCACUCGCUCUGCUUCUCGCCGGACGGAGAACAGCUGUACUGCGGCUUCGAGAAAAUGGUCCGAGUCUUCUACACAAAGCGUCCGGGCAGAGACUGCGAGGAACGUCCAACUGUGGUGAAGAAACGAGGCCAGAACGGCAUCAUCUCCUGCUUCGCCUUCAGCCCGUGUCAGUCGGUGUAUGCCUGCGGCUCGUACUCCCGCUGCGCCGGACUGUACUCCUGUCAGGACGGCACGCUGCUGGCCCUGCUGCCCACCCGCCACAACGGAGGCCUCACCCAUCUGCUGUUCUCCCCCGACGGCAACUACCUGUUCACCGGCGGUCGCAAGGAUCCAGAAAUCUUGUGCUGGGACCUGAGGGACACUGGGAAAGUUUUAUUUUCCCUCAAGAGGAACGUGACCACGAAUCAGCGCAUCUACUUUGACCUGGACCAAUCAGGCAGAUACCUGCUGAGCGGAGAUACGGAGGGAGUGGUCUCUGUGUGGGACACUCACACGGCGCGUCCUGAUGGAACCGAAGAGCUCCUGCAGCCACAGAUCAGGUUCAAGGCCCACUGGGACUGCACCAACGGCAUCAGCCUUCAUCCCUUUAUGCCCAUUCUGGCCACAUCCAGCGGUCAGCGGCAGUUCCCCUGGCCCGCCGACAGCGAGGGCGACUCUGCCUCCGACACUGAAGGAGGCGGAGGCGUAGAGUUGCAGCAGGAGAUCCGGCAGGACAACGCGCUGACGCUGUGGUGGGCCGGACCAGUGAGCCAAGCUGCUGAGGAGAACCAGGACCAGAACACAGCAGCUGCAGAGGCCUCAAGUGUCCCAUUAGUUUAACUAGAGCACACAAACCGUGCCAUGCCUUUGAGUUGUAUCGUUUUUCUUUAAGGAAUGCCUGUCUUUUGCUCGCAUAAAUAUCAUUUAUUCAAUGUUUUAGUUUUGCCGUAGAGCGUAGGAUCAUUUUCCAGCUGAAGGGGUUUAUAUAUAGUAAAUAAAUGGGGUUCCUACACAUUUUUUCUGCAUAGAAACGAUGCGUGAAUGUGUGAUCAGCAAAUGGGUGGAUACAUGAAUAGUUUUCCAGAUUUUGUUAUUUUUAUUAAUCACUUUUUCAGACCUUAAAUGAACACUUAAAGCAUAUUCCAGACUCCUAAAGGCUGCGUUGGAACCGUGAAUCCCUCACAUAGAGCCUCAUUUGGCUCAAAUACUAAAAUACCUUCAUAUUUUAGGUGCUGCAGUGAGUUUAGUUCAUUCCUGAUUAAGUUAAUUUUAAACGAAAAUGGGUUUACAGAUAUUUAGUUGAUAAAUCUAGUAUUGAGUUGCUUGAAUCUUCAGUGAAAGCUUGUGUCUUUGUUCUGUGUGUAUCCUCUGGCUGGAGCUGGAACCGUGGGAGUGUUUGUUUGAGUGUUUGGCUCCAAUGCUGCCCUGGAGAUUGCUCUCUGCCACAGUGACAAUAAGUGCCAUUUGUUUCCCCAGGCUUUGCUUUUAUAAACCCAGAGUCUGCUGUUUUUCUUACCAUGUCCUUUGUAAAGCAGCCCGUGUACUGAGCUGUCACAGCGCAUGCCCACAGAUGUAUAUUUUUGUAACGCCGUGCCGAUCCUCUGAAUGUCCGGUCUGUGAGCAGCCAGCUUAACGUUGUUACGCUCUGUGAAAGUCUUUAAUAAGUGGGUGCAGCUGCUAAAGACUGUGUGUUUUGUUUUUUUUCUACUGUUUGUACUUGUCCAUGUGGUGACAGAAAAACACAGAACUGUUUAAAUAAGUGAUUUUUUUUUUCUUUCUUUUGCCAAAAUGGGGGAUUUCACUUUGCUGCAAGGCAUCUGUGCAGGUUUAUCUGUCUAACAUAUGCCUUUUUAUAACAAGACACCUAGAAAUGAAUGUGUUUUUAACGCUGUUGCACUUGUUUAAACUUGUACGUGUUUCCAAGCAUUAUUUCCUCCACUCUGCAGCAAUGGUUUUCUGUCGCUUCCAUCCAGGCUGGAGUAAAUUAAACUCAUAUCUCCUCACACCUGA
Messenger RNA from Cyprinodon variegatus (sheepshead minnow), 3479 nucleotides. It is a transcript of the gene wrap53, whose product is annotated as WD repeat containing, antisense to TP53. Gene Ontology annotation, cellular component: Cajal body. The transcript is spliced from 12 exons. Gene Ontology annotation, biological process: Cajal body organization. Bases 354 to 2309 code for a protein of 651 amino acids. The record is from RefSeq and is a predicted model, not a curated record. NCBI's taxonomy places the organism in Eukaryota, Metazoa, Chordata, Actinopteri, Cyprinodontiformes, Cyprinodontidae. Gene Ontology annotation, molecular function: protein binding; RNA binding.